Messenger RNA from Mya arenaria, 2543 nucleotides. RefSeq names its product retinol dehydrogenase 12-like. NCBI's taxonomy places the organism in Eukaryota, Metazoa, Mollusca, Bivalvia, Myida, Myidae. The transcript has 5 exons. The coding region runs from base 195 to 1457 and encodes 420 amino acids. The record is from RefSeq and is a predicted model, not a curated record.
AGAUGAACAGCAGGCGGGUCACGUGACGCGAACCAAUUUCGGAGUACCUGUGGUACCUGUGCUGUGGCGCUCGAACAUUGCCAUUUCCUGCUAGGGUUUCUCAUCCUCAACAACCUCCGCGGAACAUCGUGAACAUUUUCGGAAUAACGCUGAAAUAAAUCAAUCACGGAUACCAUUUUUUUGUUGUGACAAACAUGGGACACGGGACAGUCAAACAACCACAGGCGAAGGUGAAUAAACAAGUCCCGACGACGGGAUCAACACAUAAACACACAGGGUCUUCCCAAAAGCAGCAUGGCGGUAAGCCAGGAGGGAGUGGGGAGAAGCCAGCUCCUCCCCCAAAGGUGGCCCCGGGGCGUACGAUGGGACGAGAGAAGGCGAUUAUCUGGGAGGACGACAACGAUGUGGACUUCGAGGACAUCACGUUCGUAGUGCCUAUAGUCAUCUCCGUCAUCAUCCUGCUUGUCUUCUUUCUCCGGAAGUACAUACGCUGGACCGUCCCCUGCCAGAGCUCCAACCGCAUCGACGGCAAGACUGUUGUUAUUACUGGAGCUAACACAGGGAUUGGGCGGGCAACGGCGACAGAGCUUGCGCGGCGGGGUGGCCGGGUGGUUAUGGGCUGCCGGGACAGGAAAAAGGGGGAGGCGGUGGCCAUCCAAAUACGGACCAAGACGCACAACCCGGAUGUAUACUGUUAUGAGUUGGACCUGGCCAGCCUAACCUCCAUCAAGGAGUUCGUGGAUGACUUCAACAACCGGGAACCCACACUGCACGUGCUCAUCAACAACGCCGCGUACAUGGGCCCACAGUCGACGACGAUGGACGGGUACGAGCGGUGUUUCGGCGUCAACUAUCUGGGCCACUUCUACCUGACGUACUUACUCAAAGACAAGCUGCGACGUGGUGCUCCAAGCAGAGUUAUCAACCUGAUCUCAGACACAUACAGCAAGGCGCGUCUCAACUUCGACGACCUGCCGCUAACCCCGUACGACAUCAAACAGGCCUAUGCGCGCUCCAAGCUGUGCAUGGUCAUGUUUACGUCUGAGCUCCACCGCCGCCUCGCAGGCGAUAUCAUACACGUAUACGGCGUACAUCCAGGCUGGGUGUGCACGGACAUCCUGCGGAAUUGGCCGGGCGUGGCGGGCAAUAUUCUGCGGACGGUGUCCCGGGUGCUGUUCAAGUCACCGGAGGACGGCAGCCAGACCGUGUUGUUCUGUGCGGUCGGCGAGAAGAUGCGAGAGAUGUCUGGCAAGGUGUUAGAGAACUGUAACAUUUUCAAGGUGAAGAAUUACGCCAAGGACCGCGAGCAGUGUGAGAGGCUGUGGAACCUAUCCUUGAACCUGUGUGGCCUCGAAAGUGAUAUCCCCGCGGACAAACGUGACCCGGGAGAGAAAGGGCCACCAGCCGCCGUCCAGGAUGUCGGACCAAGGGAGGCUGAACCCAAAAAGGAGAAAUAGAAGUUGACGGAGUCAGUGCUGUGUUUGCUGUGGAACAGUGGCUAUAGGAAGUAUGCGUGUCCUAGAAUCAGUAACAAUAUCAACCUAAUCAUCUGUGAUAAAAAUACAACGAUAAGGAAUAGUUAAGAUGUGUACAUGUAGCUGAGAGCCCGCGUCUGCCCGGCGAAGUGGUACUUCUUGUACGUGACCAGCGGAAGCUACAUGUAUGAAACCGAAUGAAUUUCAGCAUUUAUCUAAUAAUUCUCAUGCUACUAUUUAGUUAACAAGUUUAGCUACCCAUGGCCUAUAGGAUGUAGAUUAUGCUUGCCUCGUUGGGCAAAUUUCACCAAUUCGGAAGUGCCUACUCAUUGUUACAUGCCUUCUGGGAGUACGAUUUGUUAUUGGUGAAAGUGGCAUUAUUUCUUUUAAUUUAACACAUGAUAGUGAUUCAACAUGAUUAUACCGUCUAAGACCAUUGGCUACGUUCUAUACUUAUUCCUUAUGAGAAACGAUACUGUUUUUCUAAUGUUGUUUAAUGUUUAGUAGCCAAGCGAAAGUCCCCCUCCCCUAUACAUGGCGUUGCGGUUCGGGAAGCCGACUAGAAAUCAGGGUUAUUUUGGCUGCAAAUUGGUCAUUUGACUAUCGAAUUAUAGGAACUUCAUUUAGUGCAUGGUCUUCGACCUUGUAGCACAACGUCUGUUAACUGUCCUUAAUGGAAAAUUAUUAUUUGUCUGAAAAAAAAAACACAAAAAGAAAUAAAACAGCACCUGAAAGGGAUACGACACAGGAGUUAAAUCAGAGUGCAGACUGUAUGUGUUAGUUACGUUAUCAUGUUCAAUGAAUUGUCGUUUAAUGUAAUUUAAGGCACUUAAAACACAGUGACUGAUAUAAUAUCAUGUAUAAGACUCGUUUUCAGCUAGUAGUCUGGCGGACGCUUGUAGUUUGGUCAGGAUGAAAAUGCUCCUUGGAUAUGUAGCGUGUGAUCAAUGUAUUCCAUAUCUAUGCAAUAGAAUAUUAUCUUAAAAUGAUACCGAUCUUUUGUAAUGUUUUAAUGUUAAUUUUAACUGUUUUAUGUAAAUUGCUUUUAAAUAAAAUUAUUAAUUGAAA